GGAGGAGCCAUGGCUGGAGAGGAGCAUUCCUCUAUAGACAGCCACCUCCUGAUCACCUCUGACACCACAGACACACACUGGAAGCAAGAGGAAGAAGGAUCCAGGUUCCUCAAUAAACCUUGGAGCCCUCAAAGUCCAGACCUUGCUCCGGUUCACGGAGAACUCUUGGAAACCACGGCUGAUCGUCUCGUGCGCUUGCUGGUACCGGACAAAAGCCUGCAGAUGUUCAUGGCCCACGUGGAGAGAGCUCUGAGGAUGGACUGCAGCCUGCCCCAGCUCAAGCAGGCCUGUGCCAAGAUGGUCUCAAAGAUUGGGCUGCUUCUAAAGGUGCUCAGUGUGAGGCAAGGGAAGCAGGGAGCCUCUGAUGGCAUGGGCCGGUGUCCUCUGCAAGAGAACAUCUACAGGCACACAGCUCUGGAGGAGGAUCAGGAGACCACAGAGAAGCCAAAGCCAGAGACCAUGGAUGAGACAAUCCCGUUCGUUGUAUUGCUGUCCGUCAUCGCAGUCAUUUUACUGAUACUGAAGGGUGUCUUCCACGUGUGUUCCCGAUGUGCUGCACCUGUUUGCCAGCAGCUAUUCAGAAGGAAAUCAUGGCUGAGAAGGUUCUGUAUAAAACUGCCACAGAGAGGGAGGAAGGAUAAGAAGGAGGCGCAGAACGUAGAGCAGAAUAGGGCAGGGAGCCCCUCUGAGUGUUGCUCCUGUUUCCCUCCUAUUCAUGGCGCUUCCCAGUGCUGCUCCCCGUUUACGAAGUCCGAAUUGCUAUGGAUUCAACGCAUCAGGGAUGCCUAUGAGGACCAGAGAAAAGCAUCCCAGGAAGACACAGAAGAAGUAUGAAGAGUAAGGAGGAAGACUUUCAAGAAGUUAAUGGGAUGCCAGCAAUUUUUCACCUCCCCUUUUAGCCGAGGCGCACUUUGGAUUCUGUUUCAUUGGCUGUUGUUAUUUCCCCGGUUGCUUUUUCCUUGACUGUUAUUUUCAUGCUGUUAUUUUCAUCCUGAGGGAAGGCCAGAGGGUGCUGCAGGCAAGCACAAGCUCUGGACACCGAGAGGAGGCAUCGGUACCUCAGGGUUUUCCUUAUCCCAUGUUGAUAUGUUCUCCCUGUAUUCAAUAAAAACAAAGUUUGUCCUUGUUCUUCCCGGUGUUGCCGAUGUAUUUGUAAAAGCAGUUUCUCUUCUCCUCAUGGAAAGGGUGGUCAGGCCUCGGAAGGGGCUGCCCAAGGAGGUGGUGGACUCGCCGGGCCAGGAGGGUGUCCUAGGGUGACGUUAUGGUGUUUGUAUCUCCAAUCGUGUGUUC
Taeniopygia guttata (zebra finch) is the source of this 1290-nucleotide messenger RNA. Lineage: Eukaryota; Metazoa; Chordata; Aves; Passeriformes; Estrildidae. The record is from RefSeq and is a predicted model, not a curated record.